Messenger RNA from Perca flavescens (yellow perch), 1244 nucleotides. It is a transcript of the gene mxi1, whose product is annotated as max interactor 1, dimerization protein. Gene Ontology annotation, biological process: regulation of transcription by RNA polymerase II. The transcript is spliced from 6 exons. NCBI's taxonomy places the organism in Eukaryota, Metazoa, Chordata, Actinopteri, Perciformes, Percidae. The coding region runs from base 441 to 1121 and encodes 226 amino acids. The record is from RefSeq and is a predicted model, not a curated record. Gene Ontology annotation, molecular function: protein dimerization activity; RNA polymerase II cis-regulatory region sequence-specific DNA binding; DNA-binding transcription factor activity, RNA polymerase II-specific.
UGCAGCAUAGGUAAACAAACAGGAGAGAGGAGGAGAGGAAACGAGCAGCAGCAGGCACUUUGCUGGCUCUGGGCUACAUCGGGGGAAAUUUUAUAUUGUUUUUAUCCGAUUUUGUACAAAUUUAAUAUCGUGUUUCCUAGACACUUUUUAAUACUUUGGUACACUGGUUUUGACAUUUUCUAACAAGGAAACCUGGCAAGGAUUGGCUGUAGCUUGCCUGCUUGGAAAAACUGUUUCCCCCUCUCCUUUCGACAAAGGCUGCUGAUGAGCCAGCGAAGACACUGUACAAGAUAAUAACACGACGUGUUUGAAGUAUCACUCAGUGUAAUAACAAUAGAUGUACUGUAUUUAAAAGAGACCUGUCGCUGCUGCUGUUCGCGAAGCUAACGUUACCUGAAGAGAGCCUAGCUUACGUUAACGGCAGCCAGCCUCAGGAAAAAAUGACGUCUGUUCAGCUAAAUAUCCAACGGUUAUUGGAAGCUGCGGAAUACCUAGAAAGGAGAGACAGAGAGUGUGAACACGGAUAUGCUUCGACAUUUCCAUCAAGUCAGAACACAAACUACCAGAGGCAAAGGAAAUUUCGAAAUAAGAAGUUCAGUAGUAACCACAAUAGGUCCACACAUAAUGAGCUGGAGAAGAAUAGACGAGCUCACCUGCGGCUGUGUCUCGAGAGGUUGAAGGCCCUCAUACCCCUGGGACCCGACUGCAACCGCCACACCACCCUGGGCCUGCUCAACAAAGCCAAAGCACACAUAAAGAAACUUGAAGAGGCAGACAGGAAGAGCCAGUACCAGCUGGAGUCUCUGGAGCGAGAGCAGAGGCACCUCCAGCGUCAGCUGGAGCUGCUGAGGGGAGGCAGCGGCGCUGCAGCCCAGAGCAGUCCAGGGGAGGGGGAGAGGAUACGCAUGGACAGCGUGGGCUCCACCCUCUGCUCCAACCGUUCUGACUCUGACCAAGAGGAGAUCGAGGUGGACGUGGAAAGCACGGAGUUCUCCCAUGGAGAGCUGGACAGUGUGAGCACAGCCAGCACCAGCGACCUGGACGACCACAGCAGCUUGCAGAGCAUGGCCAGCGACGAGGGCUACUCCUCCUGCAGUGUCAAACUUGCCUUCUCCUCCUAGAGCCCCACACCACUACCGCCACCACCACCUCCCAGCCAAACCCGCCUGCCCUCCCAUGCGUCUAUCCAACCAGCCAUGCCUACGUACGUACACCCAGUCGCCUCCGACGACGGCCACGCCCCC